Messenger RNA from Cyphellophora europaea CBS 101466, 2046 nucleotides. RefSeq lists its product as uncharacterized. Bases 1 to 2046 code for a protein of 681 amino acids. The transcript is spliced from 4 exons. The record is from RefSeq and is a predicted model, not a curated record. NCBI's taxonomy places the organism in Eukaryota, Fungi, Ascomycota, Eurotiomycetes, Chaetothyriales, Cyphellophoraceae.
AUGUCUGUCGAGGCCCCCAAGACCGUCGAGGAGACCACUCCCGUCGAGACCAAGCCCGCUGAGCCAUCAACUGAGCUCCCCACUGCCACCACCAGUGAAGGCGUUGCUGCCACCGAUGCUCCCAAGACGGAGGCUGCCACCGAGGCUACCACCGCACCUGUGGCCGACGAGGCUAAGCCAGUGGAGGAGGACCUGAAGAAAGACGAGACGGUCGUUGAGGCUGUUCCCGCAACUGAGGGUGUUCUUGGAUACAAGGCUCCUGGUUUCCUCAAACAAUUUCAUUUCUCCAAGCACUUCUUCUGGUUCAGCGAGGAGCCCCUCACCGCCGAGUCUCUGGCCAGCUAUGCUCGCUCUGAGAAGACCGGCGCUGCCCAGAACGCCGCCUGGGCUCGCGAGACUGGCAAGGGCCUCUUGUUCCACACCAAGCGUGCCGAGGACAAGGCCCACCCUGCUGGCUUGAUUCCUUUGGCUGAGGCUACCAAUGUUACCAAGGAGGGUGUUCUCGGCUUCUCCUUCGAUCUGCAGGGUAAGACCCACAAGUUUGAGGCUGCCACUGCCGGCGACCGCGAUAGCUGGGUUGUCGCCGUCGAGAAGCAGGUCGAGGAAUCCAAGACCCUCAAGGACGACAUUACUGGCAAGGAAAGCUACAAGAAGAACCUCGAUGACUAUUCUAAACCAGCUGCCGUUGCCGCCAUUGCUGCGUCCCGCUCCAAAUCCAAGGAGCCCAAGAAGUCUCUCGAUGCCAACACCGCUACCGCGGCCGCCACCACCGAGUCGAAGCCCGAGGAAACCCCUGCGGAGCCCGCUGCCCUUCCUACUGAAGAGAAGAAGAAGGAGACCCCCAAGGAGUCGCGCUCUCAGUCUCGUAAGCGCACCUCCAUCUUUGGCUCUUUGAUGGGCAAGAAGGAUGAGACCAAGGAAGAGAAGAAGGCAGAAGACAAGGUCGAGAAGGCCGAAAAGAAAGAGGAGAAGAAGGCCGAGGCUGAGGUCAAGAAAGACGAGGCUAAGGAGGAGCACGACCCUAGCAAGGCCGCUGAAGCUGCUGCUGCCACCGCUGGCGCUGCCGCCGUCGCUGCCGGUAAGUUAUACCUGGAUGUGAAUACCAUCCGACUGACUCUGUUAGCCCCUGCCGCCGUGGCGUCCGACAAGAAGGAGGACAAGAAGGAAGAGACUGCCACUGAGUCUACCCCCACCUCCCCUACCGACAAGAAGGGAAAGCGCGGUUCCGUUUUCGGCGCCUUCUUCAACAAGAAGGUCACCAGCCCCAGCGCCGAGAAGACUGAGAAAGAGGUCGGUCCUACUCCUCCUGCCAAGGAUGACGUCCCUCCCGUCUCGGACACUGCUCCCAAGCUCGAUGAGCCCAUUGAGAACAAGCCCAUCGACGCUGCUGCCGUCACCGCUCCGGCCAACACGGACGGUGCUGCGGAGGCUCCCAAGGAGACCUCUACCAAGCCUGCGACCGAGAAGAAGAGCAGCUUCCUCGGCUUCAUUAAGAAGCCCGAGACCAAGAAGGAGGAACCCAAGGAGGAGACUCCCGCUACCAAGGCCGUCGAGCCCACCCCUGCUGACGAGGCCGCCCCUGCCACUGAGACUACCGAUGCCGUCAAGUCUGAGGACACUCCCGCCAAGGAGGAGAAGCCUGCUGCCGAGAAGGACAAGCGCCGGACUUCUCUCUUCGGCGGUCUCGGUACCAUCAAGAAGAAGCGUGACGAGUCUGAGGCCACCGAGAACGGCACUGAGAAGAAGCGCGAGAAGUCGCCUCUGCCCAGCAAGAUCGGAGGUCUCUUCCGCAAGCCCAGCAAGGCCGUGAAGUCCGAGGAGCCCAAGACUGAAGAGGUCAAGGACGAGACCAAGGCCGAGACCACUACCGACGCUACUACCACUGAGCCUGCCGUUGCAACUGAGACCCCCGCUACCGAGGCCAAGACCGAGACCCCUGCCACGACAGACGCCACUGAGUCCAAGAUUGUCGGCGACGUGGUUCCCGACAGCCUUACCGCGAAGGACAGCGUUGCCACGGCCCCUGAGGUCAAGGCCACUGCAUGA